AUUUAUCUAUCUAUCUAAUCGGAGAAAAGAAGAUACAUAAGCAUCCUUUUGCAUAUUACAUUUAGGCUCUUUCUAUGGCGUCACAGACCACAUGCAGUCUUAUAUAAAGUUAAUAUGUAAGGAUAUGAAUUGUGCAGCGUUGUGAUCGCUUAUAACAACUCUAUGGCGUCCUCUGUGUCAGUAGCAGUCACAAUACAGCAGUGUAUUACCGUAUUACUUAGUGUACAGGUGGCCGAAUUACAAACAGUACGCGACUCCCUCUCUAAGUGCACUAGGCUGUAUUCGGUAGUGUGGCCACUGCGCACUAUCUAGUGCACUACGUGUCCUAUAGGGGGCGGUUUACAACCCAGCCGCAGAGGACAACAGAUGUGUCAUGGCGGACUCCCUCGACGAAGGAGCAAAUGACUCGAAGAAAGCCGUUUGUGGGACUAACAGGAAAGAGAUGAACGCCAUUACAGAAUCCGGUUCACGGAGAGUCUCUAACUUAAUCGCCAAAUCACAAUAUUGUGAAAAACUGCAGGAAUGGAUGUGGCAGUAUUACUGCGGGUAUGUGAGCUAUCAGAGCUGGGGGACACAAGCAGCGUGUGGGAGCCUUACAACACCAACAGGGGGGGCGGAUCUGUCUAACACAGACCUGCACAACUGGAUCACGUAUUCGUCUGGUGUCCCUUUCGCUUCAUUUCCGUCCAUUCCUGUCCCCUCUAACAGUACGGCUGCUAAUAGCGUCAGUGAACGACAGAUCUGGAAUAAUGUCCCGAGUCAGAAUGGUCCUGUCCCCCUGCAAGUGCAACAAAAUGGAAACGCCCAACAGCCAGGUGGAGAAUAUUUUAUUCCUUCUCUUCUCCAUCGCUUCCUGGCCGAGAUAGUGGACUUCUUCAUUCUCUUUUUCAUCAAAGCAACCAUUAUCCUGAGCAUAAUGCAACUGAGUGGAAUGAAGGACAUAUUAAAAUUUGCCAUGCACUUUAUUGUGGAAGAAAUAGAUGAAGACACAUCCAUGGAGGAUCUGCAGAAGAUGAUGCUCAUGGCUCUUGUGUACCGGAUACUGGUGUGCUUCUAUGAGAUUAUAUGUGUUUGGGGAGCUGGUGGAGCCACGCCAGGGAAGUUUCUGCUUGGCCUAAGAGUGGUUACUUGUGACACGUCAGUCCUGGUCCAGCCCGGCCGAGUGCGUGUGGUGCCUGCUACUAACGUCAGUCUCUCAGCGAUAAAAACAUCCUACAGUCAUCAGCCACUUCAGGAGGAACAGCUGUACACCUGCACAUUAAGGUCGACCAUCCGAGCUCUAAACAAAAAUUUCUCCAUUGCAUUUUUUUUCCCGGCGUUUGUCACGCUGCUCUUUUACCAGCACAACAGAACUGUGUAUGAUAUUGUGGCAGGGACUAUAGUGGUCAAGAGAAACAGACUCCGGUGAUGUGUGAAUUUUACCUGCUGAGAAAACAACUCCACCUGAAAGACUGAUCCAAAGAGCUGCUGGGUCACAGGAAAGAGAGAAAAUGAGGAAGUCCGCUGAGCUGACAAAUAGAGACAUGCUUGACAUCAAGUCGUUUUCACUCCAGGUUCUUAGAGAGAACUUGCUGUAGAGAGAAUUUUUUGAAUUUUUUGAGCAAUUGAUUUAUUAUUAUUUCUUGCAGUUGUUUGGCAUGUACAUGAAUUUUUUAAUUUUUAUUAUUAAGAAUUGCAAUGCAAUGAGUAACAUGCAAAUUCCAUUAAUUUUGUAUUUUUUUUUAAUGCUAAUUACUGUGUUAAGCAUUGGGAUCUGUAUAUCAUCACCUCAAACAAAAGAAUCAGUCAGAAGUAUCUAAAUGUUUAUCAAAUCUUCAGCAUUGAACAUUUUGUUACCGCGUUCCUUAAAUAACAAAGAUGCACUGGAUUAAUGACUUUUUAUAUGUGUAAUUUUUUUUCUUCAUUAACACUUCAUUUGGCCUCAUCUACAGCUCGACAGUUCAGACCAGGGCCACAGAAAUCUGGCAAAACAUCGUUCGUUAAAAAACCUCACAGUAUAACAAUAGUUAUUAAUUUAUCCGACUCUAUAUAUUUUACUGAUUGUGCCUUUAAUAGAAAUGUGCUAUUAAAUUUCUCCUGUAUGUAAA
Tachysurus fulvidraco (yellow catfish) is the source of this 2087-nucleotide messenger RNA. RefSeq names its product family with sequence similarity 8 member A1b (gene fam8a1b). The transcript is spliced from 6 exons. The coding region runs from base 374 to 1408 and encodes 344 amino acids. NCBI's taxonomy places the organism in Eukaryota, Metazoa, Chordata, Actinopteri, Siluriformes, Bagridae. The record is from RefSeq and is a predicted model, not a curated record.